Momordica charantia (bitter melon) is the source of this 2311-nucleotide messenger RNA. Its product is annotated as Pentatricopeptide repeat (PPR-like) superfamily protein. The record is from RefSeq and is a predicted model, not a curated record. Gene Ontology annotation, biological process: RNA modification. Gene Ontology annotation, molecular function: RNA binding; protein binding. NCBI's taxonomy places the organism in Eukaryota, Viridiplantae, Streptophyta, Magnoliopsida, Cucurbitales, Cucurbitaceae.
UUUGUAUAGUUUCAAAGCAAAACCCUAAACCCUUCGAAACUUGAAUGACAGACCCCAAAUCUUGCGCAUUUUCAAUUCAUGCUGUAUGCUUCUUCUUAUCAGCGAUUCAAAUCAGCUUCCUUUUGUUUUCCCCAAUCCUCAAUCAAUUUCCCCUUUCAUUUUCGGUUCUAUUUCAAAUCCCAUCUCUUCUCAAUCACGUAUGACGAGCUCCUUGAUUCCUUUGAUCAUCUUCUUCGGCAAUGUAGCGGGACUCAACAUUGCAAACAAGUUCAUUCUGCAACCGUUGUCACCGGCGCGUGUUGCUCGGCGUUCGUCGCCGCCCGGCUUGUAUCCGUCUACGCCCGUUCUGGGCUUGUUUUCGAUGCCCGGAAAGUGUUUGAUACUGCGCCAUUUGAAGGCUUGUCGAACUUGCUCUUAUGGAAUUCGAUUAUAAGAGCAAAUGUCUCCCAUGGGUACUGCGGAGAAGUGCUUCAACUUUAUGGGAAAAUGAGAAGAUUAGGGGUUUUGGGGGAUGGGUUUACUUUUCCUCUGGUUCUGAGGGCUUCUUCCAACUUGGGUAGUUUCAACUUGUGUAAGAAUCUUCAUUGCCAUGUUGUGCAAUUUGGAUUCCAAAAUCAUUUGCAUGUUGUGAAUGAAUUGAUCGGAAUGUAUGCCAAGCUCGGACGAAUGGGUGAUGCCCAGAAAGUGUUUGAUAAAAUGCGCCUUAAAAGUGUAGUUUCUUGGAACACUAUGGUUUCUGGUUUUGCCUAUAAUUAUGAUGUUGAUGGUGCUUCUAGGAUGUUCCUUAAAAUGGAGUCAGAAGGGGUUGAACCGAACCCUGUAACUUGGACUUCGUUGUUGUCUAGUCAUGCUCGGUGUGGUCAUCUUGAAGGAACCAUGGCCUUGUUUAGCAGGAUGAGGAUGAAAGGUAUUGGUGCCACUGCUGAAAUGCUUGCUGUGGUGUUAUCUGUUUGUGCUGAUUUAGCUACAUUGGAUAGGGGUCAGAUGAUUCAUGGGUAUAUAAUAAAGGGAGGUUUUGAAGAUUAUUUGUUCGCCAAAAACGCACUUAUAACUGUAUAUGGAAAAGGAGGAGACAUAAGAGAUGCAGAGAAGUUAUUUCAUGAGAUGGAAGUGAAGAAUCUUGUGAGUUGGAACGCUCUCAUUUCCUCCUAUGCUGAAUCUGGUUUAUGUGACAAGGCUUUUGAAGUGUUUUCUCAGCUGGAGAAAAUGGAUGUCUAUCCAGAGAUGAAACCGAACGUCAUAACUUGGAGUGCUGUCAUUUGUGGAUUUGCUUCCAAGGGACUAGGAGAAGAAUCUUUGGAAGUUUUUCGUCAAAUGCAGCUUGCAGAUGUUAAAGCGAAUUCAGUGACGAUAUCUAGUGUUUUUUCAGUUUGUGCAAUGCUGGCAGCUCUGAAUCUUGGUAGGGAAAUGCAUGGUCACGUGAUUAGAGCUCUGAUGGAUGAUAACAUAUUGGUAGGAAACGGAUUGAUUAACAUGUAUACGAAAUGUGGAAAUUUCAAGCCAGGUUGUUUAGUGUUCGAAAAACUUGAAAAUCGAGAUUUGAUCUCAUGGAACUCAAUGAUUGCAGGAUAUGGAUUUCAUGGACUUGGUAAAGAUGCUCUUACAGCUUUUGAUCAGAUGAUUAAAUCUGGAUUUAUACCAGAUGAUGUCACCUUUAUUGCUGCGCUAUCUGCUUGUAGUCAUGCUGGUCUUGUUGCUGAAGGCCGUUGGCUUUUUGAUCAGAUGCUACAAAACUUCAGGAUCAAACCUCAGAUGGAGCACUAUGCGUGCAUGGUCGAUCUUCUCGGUCGUGCUGGUCUCAUUGAAGAAGCAAGUAACAUAGUCAAAGGCAUGCCAAUUCAACCCAAUGCUUAUGUCUGGAGUGCUCUUCUCAACUCUUGCAGAAUGCACAAAGAUACAGACAUUGCAGAAGAGACUGCCCUACAAAUUUCCAAUCUGAAUUCCGAGAUCAUAGGGAGCCAUAUGUUGCUCUCAAAUAUAUUUGCUGCAUGCUCUAGAUGGGAGGAUUCUGCAAGGGUGAGGAUCUUGGCCAGGACGAAGGGCUUAAUGAUAGUUCCUGGGCGUAGCUGGAUUGAGGUGAAGAAGAAGGUUUAUAUGUUCAAAGCAGGAAACUCAAUAGAAGGUCUAGAGAAAGUUGAUGAAAUUCUUCAUGAUUUGGCUCUUCAGAUAGAAGGUCAUGAUUUUGAUGAUAGUAUUAUUGAAUAGAAUGUUCAAGAAAAACAUUACUGAAAUCUUAUGUUCUAAAGCUCUCUCAGUAUGAAUGAACAUCAAAGAAAUAGAAAGGGAAAACAUGAUAUUACAGAUUGAUUUA